This is a messenger RNA of Puntigrus tetrazona (Sumatra barb), 3786 nucleotides long. RefSeq names its product extracellular matrix organizing protein FRAS1-like. Lineage: Eukaryota; Metazoa; Chordata; Actinopteri; Cypriniformes; Cyprinidae. Gene Ontology annotation, molecular function: protein binding. The record is from RefSeq and is a predicted model, not a curated record.
AUGGAAGAGGUUGAAGCCCAGGGCUUCAAGACCUCAAGAAACAUGGAGGAGGUUCUCAUCAUUAACAAUACAUCAUGGAAACCAGACACCUGUCAAGACUGCAUCUGCUACAAUGAUAUUGUCAUCUGCAAACCCACUCGCUGCCAAAAUCCCCAGUGUGACUUUCAGAGGGGCGAGCGCUUGAGAAUCCCACCCAACAAGUGCUGUCCGGAAUGUUUUGCACAGUUGCCUGGGACCUGUCAGCAUGAAGGAAUGGUUUAUGGGCAUGACAGUCAGUGGAGUGAUUCCAAAUGUUCAGUGUGCACAUGCUCUCAUGGGAAGGUGACCUGUGGGCCACGUGCUUGUCCUCCUCUUAGUUGUGGGAAAGACCAGAGUCCUUUCAUCCCAGAUGGAGACUGCUGCCCUGUAUGUGCUCAUAAUGGAGCCUCUUGCUCUUGGGAAGGCCGUCAGUACAGAGACGGAGUGGAAUGGACAGCCAGCCCCUGUACAAAGUGUCGAUGCAAAAACGGUCACACUGAAUGCCUGGUUGCAGAGUGUCAGCCUGUUAUGUGUAAAGCGAACGAGAACCUGGUGGUCCAUCCCGGGCAGUGCUGUCCUCAAUGCGAGCCGAAUCCCUGCAUGGAGGCUGGGAAUGAGUACAAGCACGGAGAGCAGUGGCAGAGGGGCAGCUGUAACACCUGUGUGUGCGAUCACGGUCAUUCUCGCUGUCAGACAGAGAAGUGUCCUCCUCUCCACUGUGAUAAGGGUCAGACGAAGGUCAAGCGAGCCGGGCAGUGCUGUGAAGAUUGUGUCUCAUCCAAAGGCAGCUGCCUCUAUGAGGGCAUUGUCCGUUACCAUGGUGAUAUGUGGAACGGCACGGGUUGUGAGUUCUGCAUGUGUGAACGGGGUCAGGUGCUGUGCCAACGGGUCGAGUGCGCCAGAUCGGAGUGCCCACGGGGAGAAGUGGUCCAUUUGCCUGGGAAAUGCUGCGCAGAGUGUAGGACAACAACCAGUUCCUGUACAUAUUUACAGCCAGACCAGAAGGGGCAGAAAGCCAACAUCAAGAACUUUAGACGCCUUAGUAAUCUGGAGAGUGUCAGAGAAGGGCUGUGUCGUGAGUGCCAGUGUCAAGAGGGUCGUGUGAUCUGUUACCAGCAUUCCUGUCCCACCUGUCCAUUGGGCACCCUAACGAUACCUCACCCUGGACAGUGCUGUCCCGACUGCAAUCCAGCAGUGCAGUGUCACAGGGACUGUUUGACAUGCUCUGGUACACCAGAUCACUGUGACAGCUGUCAUGACCCUUCUGCCCUGUUGAUGAAUGGACACUGUCUGCAGUCAUGUCCUGAAGGAUUUUUCACUCAGGGCAAAGUUUGCGCAGGCUGCCAGCCAUCAUGUGCCACCUGUGAGAAUGACUUUGAAUGCACAGCAUGUGGUGGGUCCUUUCUCCUCAGCGGCAGGCAGUGUGUGACCACCUGUGAGAGAGGUCUGUUCCAGGACCACACACGCUGCCUCAGUUGCCAUGACUCCUGUUCUGUUGUCGGGGCGGGGCCUCAGGAUUGUUUGACAUGCUCAGACCCCUCCCACUUACUGAAGGAUGGAUUCUGUGUUUCGGAUUGUGGUCCAAGCUUUUAUGCUGAUCAAGGCAGCUGUUAUGUUUGUGACCCUUCCUGUGCAAUCUGUCAUCACAACAACCCCAGCUGCAUGAGCUGCCCCCCUGAACGUGCACUGCAUCAGGGGAAAUGUGUAACACAAUGUCCACCACAAUAUUACCAGGAUGACCAUGGCCGUUGCCAAGCCUGCCACAGUUCAUGUGUGUCUUGCUCAGGGCCAGCUGUGUCUCACUGCACCUCCUGCUCAAAGUCUCUCAUCCUGAACCAAGGCCAGUGUGUGGAGUCCUGCGGAGAGGGACUGUUCUCCAGAGGGGGACACUGCCACAGGUGUCAUUCAUCCUGUAGGGUCUGUGUGGGUCCAGACUCCUCAGACUGCAUGCAGUGUGUCAAACAGGAAGAAGUUCUGCAGCCUCAAAAUGGACAUGCCUCUCACGGGUCCUGUAUGUCUGCCUGCAGGCCACAGCAUUACCUUGACACAGAUCGGACCUGCAGAGAAUGUCACAUCUCAUGUUCAGGCUGCACUGCUGGAAGUUUCCAGAACUGUACUUCCUGUAUACGGCCCAUUGUCCUUCAUCAAGGGCAGUGUCUCAAUAAAUGCCCCUAUGGUUUUCAUGUUCAGGACCAUACUUGCCAAGCGUGUCAUCCAUCAUGUAAAGAGUGUACGGGCUCGUCUCAAGCUGACUGUUCUGCUUGUCCAUCCCACGCCAGUCUUCAUAACGGCUACUGCAGAACCAGCUGCCCUGAGGGCCAGUACCUGAAUGCUGUGGGCUACUGCAUUGAGUGUGAGGAGGGAUGCCAGCGGUGUGUGGCAGACCUGCAGUCUGGUUUUGGCACUGUUUGUUUGUGGUGUAAGGUUCCCAGGAUGCUGCUGCUGGGAGAUCACUGUGUACCGCAGUGCCCACCCAAAUACUACCGGUGGCACGGAGCUUGCAAAAAAUGUCACUCUACCUGUGAGGAGUGCGGUGGGGAUGGUCCUCAUUCCUGCACUUCCUGUUUGGCCCCUGAGGUUCUGGCCCCAUCAGGUCUCUGCAGCCCUCGCUGUCCAACUGGAUAUUACGCUGAUGAAAACAGGGUGUGCCAAAUGUGCGACACUCAGUGUCUGAGCUGUGAGAUGGCAGGUGUGUGUACAUCAUGUAGAGACCACUAAAGUGCUUCUGUUUGGGAAUGUCAGUAUGAGAGCUGUGCUCAUCAGUAUUACCUGAACACCACCACACGCACAUGCAGAGAAUGCGACUGGAGCUGUAACGCAUGCCGUGGACCCCUGCGUAGUGACUGUCUGCAGUGCAUGGAGGGAUACGUCCUGCAGGAUGGCAUUUGUGUGCCAGGAUGCUCGCUGGGAUUCUACCAGGAUGCUGAGAGAUGUCUGAGCUGUGAUGAACACUGCGAGCAGUGCCAGGCCCAUGGCCGAUGCCAGCGCUGCCAGCUGCCAUAUGCCGUAUUGAAUGGGCAGUGUGUGCUGGAAUGCGGCAAACGCUACUUUUUAGAUACCUCGACCCAUCAGUGCACUGCAUGCUCAGCUGGUUGCUUGGAGUGUGUGAGUGCAGGUGAUUGCCGCGUCUGUGCUGAGAACUCUUUCCUGAAGGGUGGCCAGUGCAUCCUGGACUGUGGUCACGGAUAUUACGCUGACCCAAAAACAAGAGCCUGCCAUGCAAACAGUCGCGCUCCAUCUCUUUACAUCAAUGGCUCUCUGCUUGUUCCUAUUGGUGGAGUUAAACCCUUGGAUCCGGGCUCCUGUCAAUCAAGGAUGCAGAUAGCCAAUCAGAGAGAGAGCAUGUUGCUCCAGCUCCUUCAGCCACCCAGUAACGGGCAUCUUGUGGUCCUGGAGAAUGAUGUAGAGAGAGCACUGGACAGAGACGACACUUUCACCUUUACUCAGCUCAAAACACGAGCUGUGCGCUUCAUUCACGACAAAGAGCAGCCUGAGUGGGCAGUUCAGCAGUGGCAAGUAGAUUCUCAGCUGAAGCUCAGUCUGCUUGUGCAGAAGUUUCAGCAGGCUUCAUUUGGUAGUAAAUUCCACUUACCGAAGACUUCGGAGGUGGAAGAAGCUGCAGCACAGAAGAUGACGGAACCAGAGCGAAGAUUGCGAUGCACUUCGUUGCAGGUCAACGACGGUACUCCUGCAGAUGGUACAAAUAGGCCUAAGCACUCAAGUGACAGCACUGUGCACGAGAGACACGGAGGUGAUUCUGUGAUAUAG